CGUUCGUCGCGUGGUUCCGUGGAAUCCGCGGCUUCGUCAUUCUCACCUGUUCCUUCGACCCUUCGUCGACAACUGUCAAGUCGGGCGAUAUUCUCACUUUUUUCCGAACCGAUUCGAUUCGAGACGAACCGUGAUUCCGUCGGCCAUCGACUUUUGGUGAUCUUUCGUCGUGUCGUCGCGCAAUUCUUGUUCUCUCUGUUGAAAUGUGGAAAUGAAGGAAAAGAAAAGGAAAGGAAAGGAAUGUGAUAGAUAUUUGGAGAGUUUGAUGACGACGAGAAGUAUAAUCGACGGAUAGAGGAAGGGAGAAAGAAAGGGAGAAGAAAGCGAUGAUCGUUGAUCGAGGUAUUGAUCCGAUUCAAUCGUGGAAUCGGAUGGAUCGAGAUAAAUUCGCCUCCCGUGAAAUUCUUCGUAUCUUCGAGCGAUAAUCACAACAGAAGGAAAGGUCGAGCGACAAACACGACUCGAUCCCCGAGCUCCAUUGAUAUUAGGUAACGCGCUACAGUACGUAUACAAACAUCGUGUACGAAGGAACAAUAUACUGGCAGUACGAUACACCGAUUCUAUUAGUGCGCAAUGUUACGCGCCGCUGUUAACAAUCGCGCCGAGCGUUUUCCAUUCUUAUUCCACGUUUCGCGGGAUUCUCAAGAGGAUAUGGAUUCAACCGAAUUUCCAAGGAUAGUAGAAUUUUCGAGAUCGAGCAACAGAUUUGCGAGGAUCGAAAUCGGAAUGUGUAAAUUCGUCGAGUCGCAAAAUCUAAUUGAAUCGAACUGAUUGAUUUACGCUUAAAUGUAGGAUAAAUAUCAAAUUUCCCGUGUACUCGAUCGAAGGAGAUCGAUAAGAAUUUGAUAUUCGAUUGAAAACGCGAUAAGAAGAGCACAUGGUCGAUUCGUAUCGCCCGUGGCGACCACAUUUCAAGUUUGCGUUCGUAUACGCGAAACCAAUUCAUCGAAGUCGACGACCAUCGACCGUUGCAAACGAAUCGUCGAACCUCCUCUGAACGUUCGUCACGAGCUUUUCAACUGUGUCUUGAAGAACGACAAAUGUCUCUCUACGAAUCUCGUCUUUCUCUACGAACAAUCUCUAGAGUUCUCCUCGAGCACGAGAAGUUAUCGAAACACGGAAAGUGAAGAGUAGAGCGAUAUUAUUUUUACACUCGGCGAUAAUAAUAAAAGAUCGGAUCACGAAGUACCGAUACGAAUCGUUAAAGAUUACCGAUUAUAUUACGCGGUGUUUACGAUGCGGACCGACGAAAGAACGGUGAAAUAUCGUCGUACGUUGUGAAAGGGACGUCGAUCCGUACAUGCCUCUGUUCUUCCCUUCGCCACGAUUCGACCAGUGAAAACACUCGCGGCGGGCAACGAUGGAUCUCAGUACGACGCCGAGAAGAAUAACGGAGGGUGUGGCAGACCUUCAGAAGACCCGCGUCGCGAAAAGCGUCUUCAGUAUCCGGAGUUUGGUCGAUGUAGGGGACACGGAUCUUUCCGAGGUCGAAGACAACGAGAAGAUACAAAAUCAUUCGAUACGAGGAGGAGGAGGAGGAGGAGGCGGGAGCGAGCAAGCUAUCCCGCAGACAAGUCCUGCGAGCAGCACGAGCAGCUCGAGCCAGGUGAAUCAGGUGAGCCUACAACAGGUGAGCCAGCAAGCUCACCAACAACCGCCACCUACUACGACAACACCUCAAUCGGCUCAAAUGGGAAUCUCUACGGAAGAGGUGAGAGCCGAGGAAGAGAGCAACCACCCUAGAGCAGCGCCGACCAGCCCUGAAAGCGAGACCGAGGUCGACGACUUCGCACCGAAAAGGAAACAGCGCAGAUAUAGGACCACCUUCACCAGCUUCCAAUUGGAGGAACUCGAGAAAGCUUUCUCGAGAACUCAUUAUCCCGACGUGUUCACCAGAGAGGAAUUAGCUAUGAAGAUCGGUCUUACAGAGGCACGGAUACAGGUUUGGUUUCAGAAUCGACGCGCAAAGUGGCGGAAACAGGAGAAGGUCGGGCCCCAGGCACAUCCGUACAAUCCGUACUUGGGAUCGAGUGCGCCACCAGCGUCGGCGGUCGUCGCGCCGACCUUGCCGAACCCUUUCGCCCACCUGGGCACGUUUGCCCUGCGGAAACCGUUCGACGCGUUUCGUUACCCACCUCUGGGUCACGGGCCGGUCCUCCCCGGUAGUUACACCGCUCAUCCCUAUCAUCGCGCGCCGCCACCUUUGCUACCACCUGGGAUGCCCCUGCCUUACACGUCGGCGGCGUCCUUUCAAAGCCUGCUGGCCAACAUAUCCGCGGCCCAGAGGCCGAAAUUGGUCCGCGGCUCGCCACCACCCCCGCCCCCCCCGGCGCCCGCGAUCGGCCUGCCGCACCCGCAAGUCCCGCCGCCCCCGCCGACCGCCAGCUCGCCCCAAGGCUCGCCCACGGCCACCGUGGGGCUGCCCGACAUCGACAGACGAACCAACAGCAUCGCCUCCCUCAGACUCAAGGCCAGGGAGUACGAGCUACACCUCGAGAUGCUUCGCAAAAACGGGGAUCUCAUCAGCUGAAGAGUUUAGUCAUCUUAGAUUCUUAACGUUUAGAAAAUCCUUCGCUUACUUGCAUUUUUUACUUUACGAUCGUGAUCUCUUCUCGUCGAAAAAAAUCAACAAUUAACAUUUUUUCGUUAUCAUCGAGUAGAUAAAACUGGAGUGGCGAGGGAAUAAAAAUUUAAGACGUUACGGAUUUCAACUCGUCGACGACGAAUAAUUCUUUUCCUUCGUCGUUGUUGUUGAAGAGGGAAGAUGGGGGUAUAGAGUCAGUGUCAGAUGAUUAUGCAUCGACCGAUAUCAAUUGUAUGCGCGCCUUCUUAAGUAAGUCCGCAUAUUUUGUAUGUUUCGUACAAGAUACGAACCAAAGAACUCGCUUCGAAGUGGUUGAACACUUUUGUACCGUUAAUUGCGUGUACGCGAAGGAAGGUUGAGAAUUGUAGUUAUCCUUCUUUCUGUGAUCACUUGUGCCUUUGUUACUUAAUAUAUAAUACGUUAGAGACACUAUCUGCCUCGAUUCUUUUUCUUCGAAUCGCGUAUCGACGAUCAUCGAUGGUUAGGAGACGAUCGACGUAAAUCGUACACACGUUUUCAUGAAUCGUACGUUUACCGAUCGUCUCGAUCGAUCGAUCGAUCAUCGUUUUACGGAAUUCGAAGAUUCUCGAGCGACUUUAGGCAACGUGUUUUUUGCGAAAGAUUUCUUGCAACUAUACACAUACACAUACACGUACACACAGAUACACAUACACGUACACAAACAUGCACACAGACACACACACACACUCGUAUAAUAUACUCGUGUAAUAUAAACCAACGAUUCCGUGCGUCAUGUCCACGUUGACAACUUCGACGACCAUUUAAGAAACGCACAAUUAGUGUACGAGUUUUUUUUAAUGGAUGUUAGAAGUGUCAUUGCUCUUUUGCGUGGAUCGUGACCCAAUGAAUCACUUUGGUGACAGUUUUUACAAUGUCGUUCGUUACAAGAGAAACAACGAUAUACCUGUCCGUGUACAAACGAGUUUCUUUCGGCCUUCCUCUUAAUAGAAGAACCUUCCUCGUUUCACAAUACGAAUUCUGUGCGUUUAAACGAUUGCGAGAAAACAAGGAAUUAAGCGAAUAUAUUUCUUCGUAUACAAUUUGUUGUAUAUAAUUUACGUUUAAUUAAAGCGGCGAGAUACGAACGAACUGUAACGAAAUAUAAUAUUUACACGUUCGCGUGAAAUUUUCGGAAUAUUUUUCAAAUUUGUUUUAUCCCGUCGAAAAUUCACGAAAUUUCCCGCGGAUACAUAAAACACAUUUGUCGAAAGAAUUAUAUAUUCGCGAGAAACAGACAUCUUGAAUUUUCAUAGAAUUGUUUAGAAAAAUUGUAACGAAUAACAAAUUUUUGUAUAAAUUUGAAAAAAUAAUCCGAAAACACAUGAUCAUGAAGGGAAUAUUGGCGAACCGUGAACCAGUAGAAUCGUCUACUUAUUAAUUAUUAUGUACAAUAGGGGAGUAUCUUUAAGCAAACAUCAUCGAAAGAUGUCCGUCCACAGAAAGAAUUCUUAGCAUUGCGAUAAAAAAUUUGCUCUCGAAUAACAUUUUUUUAACCGCUGCAUAAUUUUUAUUGUAAAUAUGAAGAACUUUUCUUAUUUAGAGAAAAGAAGAAAAAGAGAAAAACGAAAAAAAAAAAAAAAUCGAAAAAAACGUAACGUUGUAAAACGUCAAACGUGAGUUGAAAGAUUUUUUUAAACAAAAAUCAUCAUCCGUCGAGAUUAUUUAAUAGAUGACCUAAUAAUAAAAACGGGGACAGCUCGUGUGAUUCGAUUACUUUUACACAGACACGUUAUACGCAAUUUAGAUAAGAGAAAGUAUUUAUAUACGGCGUUCAUUAAUUCUUGGAUGUUCAUAUAUUAUAAGUUUUACGACUGUAUAAGCAUAUUUAGCGUGUAAGUUGGCUGUAAAUAAUUAACGACGUAUGCGUAACUUUGUUGAAGAGAUCUUGCAAGUACAUAUCCGAUUGUGUGCAUCGUUUUUGACGACAAUAUUAUGAAUGUUUUUCUCGAAAGAACCCUCGCUUUUCAAACGGAAUAACGUAUUCGUCGAUGUCACGCGAGAAGAGGGAACGUUACGAUUUUUAAAAAAAAAAAAAAAAAAAAAAAAGAAAAAAAUAGAAUGAACAAGUAAGAGACGAUCAAAAUUCUAACUUCUAAAAAAAAUUUAUCGAUUUUUUUUUUCAAGGAUCUCGAACGAAACGAAGAGAGAAUGCAACGAACGUUGUCGAACGAUUUCACGAGUUCCAUUUUCCACGAGUAAAACAAAGCAUCGGGUGUCCAUUGUACUUGAUUUCAUUCACCCUUUUUACCUUCCUCUUUUUACGACGAAUAAAAUCAUUGCAAAGAAGAAAGAAAAAGAUAAAGCGGGGGAAAAAAAGAAAGAACAAAAAAGAGAA
Molecule: messenger RNA, 4940 nt
Organism: Apis laboriosa (Himalayan honeybee)
Lineage: Eukaryota; Metazoa; Arthropoda; Insecta; Hymenoptera; Apidae
Product: homeobox protein aristaless-like
Exons: 4
Coding region: 1361-2530 (389 amino acids)
Biological process (GO): regulation of transcription by RNA polymerase II
Molecular function (GO): DNA-binding transcription factor activity, RNA polymerase II-specific; RNA polymerase II transcription regulatory region sequence-specific DNA binding
Source: RefSeq, a predicted model, not a curated record